AUGAGUUCUGACAAUACAAAUCAGCUGAAGCCCAAAUUCGAUGAAAUACCUAGCAUCCAUUUACCAGACACCGCCUUUCUCAUCAUAUUUGGAGAGUUGACGAAGGCUGAUCUCAAAUCUGCGCGUCUGGUCGAGAAGCGCUGGAACGGGUUGGUCAAACCAUCGUUGCUGUAUGACAGACCUACCUUGGGAGAUGGGAAGACAACUCUGAGUCACUUCGAAGCCAUCGCCUCUCAUCCCGUCUACUCAAACGUGGUCACGGAAGCUACCGUCGAGCUAGGGUUCGAGUAUGACAUUUGGGAUGGAACGACCGUGGAAAACCGCCGAGGUCCCACUUUCGACAGACUCGUUCAGUCCCUGGAACGAUUCCAUAAGCUCAAGACGUUCAAGCUUAUUGUCAAACACGACUAUCCCGAAGAUAGGGAUUUCGAUCACGGCACAUAUGAAAGUGCGCCGGUCUCGGAGGCACUAAAGGCGCUCAAGAACCCCAUGUGUGUCACAGUGGAACAUUGGAACUGGGCAGAUAACUCGUGGUCACUAAGCGAAGACUUUGGUGAUAAUUUUGACUGGCCUAGUCUAACCUCAUUGACAUUGUCUGGCCUCACUGUACCUAAUGAGCGGGUGUUCCUCGAAUGUUUAGCACCUUUCAAGUCCUCCCUCUGCGAGCUCCAUAUCCGCAACUUCAACAUUGUCGACCACAAUGACGUCUGGGAGUCCGGGAAAUGGGAGCUGAUAUUGAAGGCACUGCGCGACGACUAUACUCUGAACUCCUUUACCAUAGACGGAUUCUAUGCUGACCAGGAUCUGGGAGACGGGCCACAAUGUGGGAGAUGGCAAGUUUACAAGCCCCACGACGGUAGUUAUGAUCUCGCAAACUUCGGUCCGAUACUGGAUAUUGAAAAGAUCCAGGAACUUAUAGCUGCUUGGGUGCUUGGUGGGGAAGGUAAUCCCUUUCAGCUAUAUAUGAUGCCAUCUGAUUAA
Messenger RNA from Exophiala spinifera, 981 nucleotides. RefSeq lists its product as uncharacterized. NCBI's taxonomy places the organism in Eukaryota, Fungi, Ascomycota, Eurotiomycetes, Chaetothyriales, Herpotrichiellaceae. Gene Ontology annotation, molecular function: protein binding. The record is from RefSeq and is a predicted model, not a curated record. The transcript has a single exon. The coding region runs from base 1 to 981 and encodes 326 amino acids.